Camelina sativa (false flax) is the source of this 384-nucleotide messenger RNA. The record is from RefSeq and is a predicted model, not a curated record. Lineage: Eukaryota; Viridiplantae; Streptophyta; Magnoliopsida; Brassicales; Brassicaceae.
AUGGAUAAAUCAAAGAAAGAAGAAUUUUUUGGAAAAGACCAAAUUCGGUUCUUCGAUAGAGAGAAUGAAAGUGAACCAAAUCCAGAAGUUUUAACUACUGAGUUCUUUACUCCAAGGGAAAACCAAACGGAGGAGUUAACCCAAACGGAGGAGUUAACCGAAAAGAUCAAUACCAUCAUCGAGGAGAUAAACCAAACUGAGGAGAUGACCCAGAAGCUCGAUUCAGCUGUUGAUGGUGAUGAUGAGAACCUUCCUCAGGAAGGUGAUGAUGAAGAGAACCUUCCUCAGGAAGGUGAUGAUGAAGUAAACCUUCCUCAAGAAGGUGAUGAUGAAGAAGGCAUUCCUCAAAUGCACAUCCGGAGGAUCGAACACGAGACAUGGUGA